AUGGUCGACGCUUCUGCCACAGUAGCUCCAACGGAGAGCAAUGGCGCUGGAGUUGCUCCCACAGCUACAUCGCCAAAGAAGAAGGUGCCUCUCAUCCAACGUAUCAAGAACAAGCUCAAACAGUUGAAUGAGAAGCGUAAGAAGGGCAAGACCAACGGUGCUGGCGUACUUAACCGAGGUACCAACGGCAGUGGCACUGUUCAUCCUGCUACAAACCAUGCUAGUGGUCAUGUCGACGGCAGUGCCUAUGGCAACCCAUCAUCCGCUCCUGUCGCUGUCAACGCUCAACCACCUCCAAGCACGCCUCUCCGCUAG
Molecule: messenger RNA, 315 nt
Organism: Cyphellophora attinorum
Lineage: Eukaryota; Fungi; Ascomycota; Eurotiomycetes; Chaetothyriales; Cyphellophoraceae
Exons: 2
Coding region: 1-315 (104 amino acids)
Source: RefSeq, a predicted model, not a curated record